UUGAAGAGUUAAAUAACUUUUUGUCUUUCCUCCCUCUACAUUCUUCCAGUGUGUGUGUGUGUGUGUUACACCACUAAAGCAGAGCGCAGCAGAAGCAGGAACACACACACACACACACAGACACACACCAUGGACGACUCGGCGUCUCUCCCCGCGAACAGCAGCAGUAACACCUCGGACUAUGAUUACUCGGAUUAUUACUCCCUGGACGCGCUGUCGGACUUCCGGCCGUGUGAGAAACACCAGGUGAAGAACUUCAGCCGUUACUUCUUGCCGGUCUUCUACUCGGUGGCGUGCGCGCUCGGUCUCGCGGCGAACGUCGCGCUGGUGUGCGUGCUCGCGCGCGGCAGGCGCGUGCGGCGCGCGCUGCCCGCGUGCGCGCUGUGCGCGGACCUGCUGCUCGCCGCCACCUUCCCGUUCUGGGCCGUGUACGCGGCGCGCGACUGGAUCUUCGGCGCGCACGCGUGCAAGACGGUGACGCUGGCGUACGCGGUGGGUCUGUACGCCGGGAACCUGUUCAGCGCGUGCGCGCCGCUGCGCAGCUGCCUGGACGCCGCGAGCGUCUUCAGGCGCAUGGGAGACGCCAGGAAGGACGCCGCGUGCUGCGCGUGCGUGUGGACCCUGGCCUGCCUGGCCGCCGCGCCGCACCUGGGCUUCGUCGAGGAGCGCCGCGUCCACGUCGAGACCCAGUGCCUGUACCGGUACACGCCGGGAUGGAAGAUCUACAUGCGCCUCCAGCAGGCGCUCCUCGUCUUCGGGGUCCCCUUCCUGCUCCUGCUCGGUUCGUCCGUCGCCGCGGUCCUGUGCGCGCGUUCCUCGGGGUGCUCCGGGACGGUCAGGCGUACCGUCGUCUCCACCGCGCUGUUCUUCCUGCUCUGGUUCCCGUACACCCUGGUGCUCGUGCUGCACCUUCUCCACGAGCUGCACGUGGUGUCUGAGUGCGGUGUCAGCCUGCACCUGGACUUCGCCAUCCAAGGCACCGAAUGCAUUGCCUUUUCCCGCGUCUUCAUCAACCCCACCGCGUACAUCCUGCUCAACAAGCGAGCAAAGAGGGUGCUCAGGGAGGCAUGCCAGAGCCCCAGGGAGUACCUGCUGGAUGUGUCGGAGAGCACGGACAGCGUGUGGAGUGAGGAUGCCGGCGUGGAGUUGAGGGCAGUCCAAAAUGACCAGAGCUUCUUCAGUCCUGACUACGAGCAAGGAGGCGCUGAGAAACAAGGAUACUUACUACCACACGCCACAUAACCUCACCUGAUUGCACAUUAUUCUCUCACGAUUAGCUAACACAUCUCAGUUUGUGUUUACACUCUUAUGCAGAAAGACUUGGAUUUUGUAACAUCUGACCUGUUGCGGGUUAAAGGCCUUCAUAAAGGAACCAACAGUGGGGUCUGAACCUGGGACCAUCAGAUCAGUAGUCUAAUGUCUUAAGUGCUAACCCCAAAAACAGGUUAAACCUACUGUAUACAUCUAGGCUAAAGUAAACAACAUGCUGCUUAUCUUUAAGACACAUGCAGUAUUUUAUAUGAAUAGU
Clarias gariepinus (North African catfish) is the source of this 1528-nucleotide messenger RNA. Its product is annotated as atypical chemokine receptor 2. Lineage: Eukaryota; Metazoa; Chordata; Actinopteri; Siluriformes; Clariidae. The transcript has a single exon. Gene Ontology annotation, biological process: immune response; chemotaxis; G protein-coupled receptor signaling pathway. Bases 130 to 1242 code for a protein of 370 amino acids. Gene Ontology annotation, molecular function: chemokine receptor activity. Gene Ontology annotation, cellular component: membrane. The record is from RefSeq and is a predicted model, not a curated record.